GUCGGAGGGCCAGCAGGGGGAGCGAGGGGUAUGCCAGGAGGCGGGCGGUGGGGAGGCUCGGCGCCACUGCAGAGGCAAGCAUAGCAGAGACCCUUGCUGGAGGACACACGUCCAUCAAGUGUAUAUACAAUUCAAAUUCAGCACCAUACACUCACAACGCACACACACCACUGACACCUUAGGUCCAACUCACACGCCCACCAGUCACCCAACAACACAACACACCAACACACCAACCACCAAGGUCCAUCCAUGCACUCUUACCACCGAGCUAAAAAUCACGGCCACCCUCCCUCCCUCUCUCCCCCCAGUUUGUUUGUGUCUGCGUGUCUGCGGUGAACGCUAUUGUGCACUGCGCUGCACUCGUGCGAGAAUCAAUCAAUGAAACGACAAAGUCCCCCCCUCCCCCCUCCCCCUUCCCGCAAUCGACACGCACGACGGCCAUGAAAAAGACAGACAGACAGACAGGUAGACGGACGGACGGACGUAAAGUGGCUGGCUGAUGCAGCAGUACGAGUAGGUUGGAGUAUUAGUGAUAUUGCAGUAGCACAGCAGCCAGCCAAGCCAUCGGGCCCCGAGGAAAAAAUACGCACAGACAGACCAAACGCAUCUCUGUUCUCUCCUUGCUUCUUUCGUUUUUUCUGCGCUGCGAUGCUUUCCUUGGUGCACUGAAGUGCACUGCAUCCCCCGACGGCCAGCCAGGCAGGUCAAAGGUCGUCCGUCAACGAUGCUGUGACCCACCUAUCCUACCGCCCAGAGACACAGCGCAUACAACGGAAACGCAGCCCGCACCAUGGUUGCCAAUCCAACGAAACAGACAGACAGACAUUCACGGUGAAGCGCAUGGCACGGGUGGGCGGAAGAAGACAGACAGACAGACAGACAUGGCGACAUGGCGGCUGGACAGUGAGUUUGUCGGUGUGGUGUGUGGUGUCGCGUCACUCUCUAAGGCCUAAACACAUCAAUGCAAUCCAAUCCAAUCCAAUCCAAUGUAAUGCCAUGUAUGCAGGAAGCACCAACCAGAGACACAUACCCCCACACCCAUGGAUAAGGUGGAUGCGCACACACGCAGGAAUAUCAUCAGCGCGAGCAAAAAGGCCCACAUGGUGCACACCACCACCACCAUCACGAGCAGCAGCAGCAGCAGCACGGCUAGAGGGGGGGUAUGUGCGUUUGCAGGUCACAUGAGGUUGGGGUGGGGGGAGGGGGGGGGAGGGGACACAGACGCAAUUAGAGAGUGGGUGGGGAAGAGAGAGAGGUGCCUGGGUGGGCUCGCUACACAGUCAGGUGAGGCGUGUGACGACGGACAACGGUACAAAAGCAGGAAGAAACACAUACACGUGGGUCGGGUGCGUGGGUGUUGGCCACCUACCAGUUAGUUACUCGCUUGUCAUAAAUCGGUGCCUGUAGACAUUUCUUUCACGAGUCUUCCAUCCAUCCAUCCAUCCAUUUGAUAAGAGUCCGCUGCCACCCUCACCCGUGUUGUCUGUCCUCUGCGCCAGCCAGCCAGCGCAACUCGCUACGCCCACCCCGCCCUUGAAACGUCCAGCCCCCCUCCUGACUGCCUGCCUGCCUGCCCCGCGACCACGGAUGGUAUAAAAAUGGGCGCAUGGGUGGGUGGACCGAUGUGCGAGAGUGUGAUGCAUGUGACUGACGGUGAGAGACAGAGAGAAGAAACAUCCCAUCCGGCCCCCCUCCGUCCCUCUCUGCGGGUGACCCACUCGGUGGCAUGACCGACAUGCCGGGCUGCGGGUAUGCAGCAGAACGAACGAAUGAACGAGCGAGCGAACGAACGAAUACGCACCAAAAAUCCGGUGUGUCACGUGCAGUGCAACAAACACGACACUCACUGCCUGGCUGCAUCGACAGAAACAAUGUGGGCACAUGGGGUGGGUGGGGCAACUCGUGUGCGCCGUCUCUGAUCCAUCACAAUAAUAACACAACAACACAACACACGACACGACACGAACACCGCGGCACGACCCGACCGUCCAUGAAUGCUUCUCUCCUCUAGACUCAGCAGACAGCAGACAGACAGGAGGGGAGGGGGCAACGACAGACAGACAGACAGCCAGCCAGCCAGCCGACCGACCGUAGAGGUGAGAGCGCACAAGUGAGUGAGCAGAUACAAAUAGGCCCUCACAGCGCACUCACUCGCUCACUCACUCACUCAUCCACUCACUCACUCACUCACUUCACACCACGCACAAGAAAAAAACCCAUGAAUGAAUGAAAGGCUCCACACAACACGCCAACCGAGCGCACACACAGACAGACACGGUCCACCACGCAUCCCCCCUCCCUCCCUCCCUCCCUCCUCGCCCUAUCUAGCCAUCCACCCUAUCGACGCGCAUCAGCUGGUGGUGGGCAUGUGCAUGUGCGUGUGGGUGGGGGAGCGGGGGUUUGUGUGCGUUGGGGACCGACGAACUUGGUGGCGGGAAGUGGACGCCCGAGAGGCUCUGCUUCCGGAUCAUGUCAAGACAGUGGGACAGUAGGGGUGAGGUGGAGAACUGGUAGGCCGCCGGGUCGGCCGUCGUGUCGAUGGCCGCCCCCUCGUCGCUGUAGACGUCCUGCUCCGAGCCGCCCCCGCCGUAGAUGGGCGGCUCGAUGCGGCCGUACCCUCCCAUACCCACACCCACACCGACACCCACGCCCAUCCCCGACUCCUUGCCGGCUGCCCCACCCCCUGCCGCUUGGUCAUGGUCGUCGUCUGUGAUGUCGAGCCUGAAUUGGCACUCGAGGUCCUCGUCGCCGUCGAUGUCCAGGUCGAAGUCGUCAGAGUGCUGGUGGUGCCCGUGGUGGCCGUGGGCAGAGGGGUCGAACUCCUCGUCGAUGCACGGCGGAUAGUGGCCGUCCUGGCUGUCCGUCGUGGAUGUGGGAACCGUACUGUGAACCACACACGAAGGCAGAGAGCGCAAAACGAGAGAAUGAGAUGGUCCGUUCUGUCUUGCCCCCGCGUGUCUGUCUCGGCAUGCACGUAUCGUGUCCCCAUGUGUGUUGUCGGCUUACCACCUGCUCGACGGCAGCCUGAGGUAGUCAUGGUUGGCCGGUGCCGACGACGACAGGGCAAUAGAGAACCCCCCCUCCUCCUCGCGUGUGGUCUCCAGUGGCGCACCACCCGCACCCCCACCGCCCCGCUUGCCUCCAUCGCCGUGUUGCUGGUGCUGCAGCCGCGCGGGGAAGUGCUUGCCGGCCUCCUCAAAUGAGGGAGGCAGCUCGAACUUUGGCGGCGAGCCGGGAGGCUGGAUUGGCCGCGGCUCGGGACGCACCGGCGGGUCCAGAGGGCAUAUGUCUAUCGUGGCGGAACGGGGACGACCAGACACCUUCAAAUGCACCGACGACGACGACGACGCCAUAGUUACUGGCUCGUGACGACACGCAACGGGCUAGCAACGGACGGGAAGAGUCAAACAAUGGCACCGGGGUGAUGAUAUCUCGUGAAGAGGGUCACUCCAUCCUUGCGGUUCUUCCUGACACCGG
Messenger RNA from Vitrella brassicaformis, 3480 nucleotides. Lineage: Eukaryota; Vitrellaceae. The record is from the annotation of a GenBank genome assembly.